ACGGGUCACAUUAUACUCUACCCUUUUGAAGGAUAUAUUCACCCAACUUGCUCAACCCCACUACACUUUUCUUCCAUCUUAUAAGGAGCUUCUAUCAUGAUCUCUCUCACACACCGCACCUUGACUUGAAGUAACCUUUUGAGAGAAAAAGUCCAUCUAUUCCCUUCCAUCAUCGUUUCGAUUUAUACAACCUUCUCUCAAAUUCAGUCACAGGCAUAUUUCUUUUAAGUUUUAGCCUGCCAUUCACCUGAGCUUGUCGAUAAAUCCUCUGUUUUCAAUAGUUGCAUUUGGAUUUUCAUCAAAUGGCAUCCCAUUCUCUCAGUUCUUCACGUAGCUCUAACUCCUCCUGGACACCUAAGCAAAACAAAAUGUUCGAGAAGGCUCUGGCUAAAUAUGAUCAGGACACUCCUGACCGCUGGAUUAAUAUUGCUAAAGCUGUGGGUGGAAAGUCAGCUGAGGAAGUCAAGCAGCACUAUGAGAUCCUAGUCAGGGAUGUCAAAGAGAUCGAGUCUGGACGGUACCCUUAUCCAUAUCCAAGUGGGAGCAGCAACUAAAGCAGUGAGUUAUCAGCUUACCGUAUCCAAAGGGUUCUCUGAAGGGUCAAAGAUCAUAGUGAAAGAACAUUAUAUUAUGCAACCAGAGACCUCAAUUGCAGGAAGACUAUUAUAGAAUAUUCCCCAGAAAAAUAUUAUUAUUUGCUUUAUUUAUCUUUUGUAUUUUUCUUUGACCUUGUCUAGUUAGAUUAAAUGUUAAAUAUAUUUUAUUGAUAUUUA
Gossypium raimondii (Peruvian cotton) is the source of this 773-nucleotide messenger RNA. RefSeq names its product protein RADIALIS-like 3. The transcript has 2 exons. Gene Ontology annotation, molecular function: DNA-binding transcription factor activity. Lineage: Eukaryota; Viridiplantae; Streptophyta; Magnoliopsida; Malvales; Malvaceae. Bases 303 to 554 code for a protein of 83 amino acids. The record is from RefSeq and is a predicted model, not a curated record.